This is a messenger RNA of Tribolium castaneum (red flour beetle), 2418 nucleotides long. RefSeq names its product laccase 1 (gene Mco1). The transcript is spliced from 10 exons. Bases 241 to 2334 code for a protein of 697 amino acids. Gene Ontology annotation, molecular function: copper ion binding; oxidoreductase activity. NCBI's taxonomy places the organism in Eukaryota, Metazoa, Arthropoda, Insecta, Coleoptera, Tenebrionidae. The record is from RefSeq and is a predicted model, not a curated record.
UUUGAAUCAAAAGGUUGCAUCAAACAUUAAAUAAUUAUGUACCAUAAUUGGGAAAGAGGUGGCACACAUACUUGAAGCAUUAUCAGCGAAAAAAUUCCUAAUUCCGCUUAUAGAUUUUAUAAUAGAUUUUUAAUAAAUCCCCUAAUCAAAAGAUUAAUUUUACGAACGAAAUAAAAGGAUUUUGGGUCCCAACAAACAAUUUAGUUACGUGACAAGCAAGCGGUAAAUGCACAGUGAAUAAUGAAAAAAAUUACACUCUUUAUGAUCAUUAUUUGCUUUGAACGAAAUCUCUCCUACAAAGUGAUGUAUAAUGGCAACAACAACGUGACUGACCUGGUCGAGUACGUUUUACUAAAUGAAGAUAACCCUUGCGCAAGAAAAUGUGUAAAAGAUUCGGUACCAAUGACAUGCAGGUACACUUUCCUACUGGAAUGGUACCACACAUUGAGUAAAGCUUGCUACGAUUGUCCUUACAACACCCAAGACUGCUAUCGGGAGGACUGUAUACCGGGUGAUGGCAAUAAGCGGUCCAUUAUUGUAGUCAACCGCAAAAUGCCAGGACCCAGCGUUGAGGUUUGUUUGGGUGACGAAGUGAUAAUAGACGUUGUGAACCACUUAUCUAGUGAUAGUACCACUAUCCAUUGGCAUGGCCACCACCAAAAAAACAGCCCUUAUAUGGACGGGGUACCAUUUGUAACCCAGUGUCCCAUCCAUCCUGGUAUGACCUUCCGGUACCAUUUCAAUGUCCAUAAUUCCGGGACGCACUUCUGGCACUCUCAUUCAGGUUUCCAAAGAUCCGAUGGUACUUUUGGCCCAUUUAUCGUGCGAGUGCCUGAAGAAGACAACCCACAUGCGAAACUCUACGACUAUGACUUGUCAAGUCACGUUAUCACGAUUCUGGACUGGACCAAGGAGGAUGGUACUGAUAAGUUCAUGUCCCAUAUUCACAACGACGGUGAUAAUAAACCGGACACCAUUCUUGUUAAUGGGUUUGGAAGGUUUAAACAUUUCGUUGGUGCAGAUAACAGUACCGUUUUUGUACCAACGGCCCGAUUUACAGUUGAACAGGGUUACAGGUAUCGAUUUCGCGUGAUCAACGCCGGGUUCUUGAACUGUCCCAUUGAAGUGUCCAUUGAUAACCACACUCUUAGCGUUAUCAGUACCGAUGGUAGCGACUUUAACGCGACUGAAGUCGAUAGUUUGGUAACGUACGCCGGCGAAAGGUUUGAUUUUAUUGUCACCGCUGACCAGCCUCAAGACGUGUAUUGGAUGCACUUUAGAGGUUUGAUGGACUGUGAUGAACGUUUCACUCGAGCUUACCAAGUGGCAGUACUCGAAUAUAAAGGUACACAAACCAACUAUCCAUCAUAUGAACCCACCUAUGACAAUUCAAGAAGAGAAGGCAAACAAUUGAAUCCCUUAAAUAAAGGUACAGAAGCCGACAGUUCGUUUGUUACGCUACCUCAGCUCCACUCACUGGACGAGUGGGACGACACCCUCAAAGAAAAAGCCGAUUUUCAGUAUUACGUUUCGUACGAUUUCUACAAAAUGAAUCACCCUGUAUAUCACAAAGACCCACAUUAUGGUUUCCAUAAUGUCACAAAUACGACUUUGCAAAAUUUGACACCGCAAUUAAACUACAUUUCGAUGAAACUCCAAUCGUUCCCCUUGUUGUCACAAAGGCACCAAAUCGAUGCUAAAAUGUUCUGUAACGAAUCGUCGGUCAGCAACUGCGAGAAUGAAUAUUGCGAAUGCACCCACGUAGUCAAUAUUCCUUUAGGUACAGUUGUUGAGAUGGUGCUUAUUGACAAAGGGUACGCUUACGACGCUAAUCACCCGUUCCACCUCCACGGUCAUUCCUUCCGUGUGGUUGCAAUGGAACGUGUAGGGUCACACGUUAACGUUUCGGAAAUUUUGAAAAUGGACCAGAAUGGACAAAUUAAGAGAAACCUAGUAGAUGCCCCUCUCAAAGACACUGUGACUGUCCCAGACGGUGGUUUUACAAUUAUCAGAUUCAAAGCAACAAAUCCGGGUUAUUGGUUGUUCCACUGUCAUAUUGAGUUUCACGUCGAAGUUGGAAUGGCUCUUGUUUUCAAAAUCGGGGAAGAUUACGAAAUGCCGCCGGUUCCGAAAGAUUUUCCCCAAUGUGGUGAUUAUGUCCCGAGUGGAAAUAGUACAGUUGACUGUGAUGACGUUGGCACUUUUGGUGCAAUCUUGAAGAAAUUAUUACCGAAAGUAUACGAGGAUUAUUGUCCGACUUCGAAUAGUGGAAGUGUGAGGAUGUCUCACUUGGGUACUUUAGUGCCAUUGAUACUGUUUAUGUUGUGGGGUUGAUUUGUAUUAGUGAAAUUUCGUAACCAAUGUGAUACUUUUUAGAAUGUACCUAUUUGUUAAAUUAUUAAAUAUUUUAGAUACAAA